AUGACAGAGGAAAAAGCAGAUGAAUCCGACGAAUAUAAGGAAGAUAUGGAUGAUAGGACAGAUGCAGCAACUGUCGUGUCAAUGGGGAGUAAACGUACGCAGGUACACCGCUGGGCAAUAUUGGGGUACUCUGCGUUGUUUGUUGAGGUGCAGGCGAGGCGCCGGCAACAGCGAGAAGAGUGGAUAAAAGGAUGCCAGUCGCGAACUUCAUGA
Messenger RNA from Serpula lacrymans var. lacrymans S7.9, 213 nucleotides. RefSeq lists its product as uncharacterized. NCBI's taxonomy places the organism in Eukaryota, Fungi, Basidiomycota, Agaricomycetes, Boletales, Serpulaceae. The record is from RefSeq and is a predicted model, not a curated record. The transcript is spliced from 2 exons. Bases 1 to 213 code for a protein of 70 amino acids.